CCUCGCCUCGCGCCAAAACGCGCCCCUAAAUCGACCUGGAUGGGUGAGCUGGCUUGCAAUGCACAAGGGAUUCUGCCUCGUGCAAAUUCACAUUCAUCCUUGGUGACUAUCUGGAGCUUUCUUGGUCGCUUGUAUCGCCUGUAAGUUGUACCUUACAAAUUCUUCAGGGCAAAACCUUUCGCAAAUGUGCUGACAACCAUUUCAACAUCCCCGGGUGUUCCAUCACGUCACACGAGCAUCUGGAUUGGCGGUCCCGCUGGCCGCAAUGUUUGGUGGGGACGAUGAUUUCGGCGAUGAUGUUGGCAUCUCGGCUCCGGUGUCAAGAAAGCGGCCAGCGGAAGAGGAUCUUGAUGAAGAGUAUGAGACUAAAAAGGCCCAUGUUGCCGAUCACGCCACCACUACCAUCUUGAACCUGAGAGCUAGUUUGGAGCAACGCGACGCUGACCUGGUGGUCCUCCAGCAGAAAUACGCAACCGCAAAUGCAGAACUAGAACGAUGGCGCACAGCUUUCAAGGGCAACUCCAUCCUGCCAGGAUUGGCAGUUGCUGGGGGGGAGCCAGAUCCGACGGUCGUGAUCCAGGAGGUGCUGAAGAUGGGGGUGCAACACAGCAGGCUGAGAGAGCAGCUUCAGGUGUCGAAGGGUAAGGAGGACGCUCUGCUUAUCAAGUUGACAAUGAAAGACAAGGACGUCGCCGAGCUGAAGACCCAGCUGCACGACCUGAAGCAGCUGAUGCACCCGAAGCACACGCAGGCGCGCCAGCUGCUGCUAGACCCGGUGCUCCACCUCGAGUUUACCAAGCUCAAGACGGAGCUGGAGGCGAGCGAGAAGAAGCUGAAGGAGGCGCAGGACGACCUGGCGGCGGUGCAAUUCACGCCGCACAGCAAGAACGGCAAGAUGCUCAUGGCCAAGUGCCGCACGCUGCAGGAGGAGAACGAGGAGAUCGGGCGCGAGAUGUCCGAGGGCAAGAUGCACGAGCUCGAGAACAAGUUGGCACUGCAGAAGCAACUCAACGUGGAGAUGAAGCAGGGCUUCAAAGAGCUGCAAGAGUACGUCGACGACCUCAACGACGAUUGCGACAAGUGGCAGCAUGUGGUGUACUCGCUCCAGAAGCAGCUCCGAGAGAAAGAGCGCGCGCUGCAAAAGGUGCAGAAGCAAGUGGAGGAUAUGACAAGGCGGCUACGGUCAGAUGCACCGCAGACCCAAGCGAUUGAGGGCCGGCCGUCAGAACGGACAGAUUUGAAAGACUCUGUAAAAGUUGAGACUUGAAUGUUCGGAUUCUGCUUCAGGCUGCAAUUGGGUCACAGCGAGUUUGGGCGCUCUCUACACAUUGUAUUUGCAAUCACAAAGUCAUCUAGCGUGAUCAAUGAUGAGACACGGUUUUUGGGCCACACUGUACACUUUCAAACAAGUGGUGUGCACUUUUCUGGUGGUGUAUUCCCG
This is a messenger RNA of Klebsormidium nitens, 1441 nucleotides long. The record is from the annotation of a GenBank genome assembly. Lineage: Eukaryota; Viridiplantae; Streptophyta; Klebsormidiophyceae; Klebsormidiales; Klebsormidiaceae.